Molecule: messenger RNA, 219 nt
Organism: Guillardia theta CCMP2712
Lineage: Eukaryota; Cryptophyceae; Pyrenomonadales; Geminigeraceae
Exons: 2
Source: RefSeq, a predicted model, not a curated record
GGCAGCAGGCGGGGAGGAGGCAGGGGGCACCAGCUCGGCAGCAGGCGGGGAGGAGGCAGGGGGCACAAGCUCGGCAGUAGGCGGGGAGGAGGCAGGGAGCGGGGAGGAGGCAGGGAGCACAAGCUCGGCAGCAGGCGGGGAGGAGGCAGGGAGCACAAGCUCGGCAGCAGGCGGGGAGGAGGCAGGGGGCACAAGCUCGGCAGCAGGCGGGGAGGAGGC